Molecule: messenger RNA, 993 nt
Organism: Leucoraja erinaceus (little skate)
Lineage: Eukaryota; Metazoa; Chordata; Chondrichthyes; Rajiformes; Rajidae
Product: tropomyosin alpha-3 chain-like
Biological process (GO): muscle contraction; actin filament organization
Cellular component (GO): actin filament
Molecular function (GO): actin filament binding
Source: RefSeq, a predicted model, not a curated record
CAGGACAAGAGCGGGCAUCAUCUCGGGUGAGAGAGAGCGGAGAGGCCACUUUGUCCCAGGGCAUCCUUUUCUCUCCCCGGCGACGUGGUCUUGGGCAGAGUUCCUGAAGCAUCGGCCCAUAACUCCUUUCUCGUCUGUCGCAAGGAGGUGAACUAAAGCCACACGAUGGAGGCCAUCAAGAAAAAGAUGCAGAUGCUCAAGCUCGACAAGGAGAACGCCCUUGACAGAGCGGAGCAAGCAGAGGCAGAUAAAAAGGCAGCAGAGGAGAGGAGCAAGCAGUUAGAAGAUGAGCUGGCGGCAAUGCAGAAGAGACUCAAGGGUACGGAGGAUGAACUGGACAAGUAUUCAGAGGCCCUGAAAGAUGCCCAGGAAAAACUGGAACUGGCUGAGAAGAAAGCGGCUGAUGCUGAGGCGGAGGUGGCCUCUUUGAACCGCCGCAUCCAGCUCGUUGAAGAGGAGUUGGACCGGGCCCAGGAGCGCCUGGCCACGGCCCUGCAGAAACUGGAGGAGGCUGAGAAGGCAGCGGACGAAAGCGAGAGGGGGAUGAAGGUGAUUGAGAACCGGGCCCUGAAGGAUGAGGAGAAGAUGGAACUGCAAGAGAUCCAACUCAAAGAAGCCAAACACAUCGCAGAGGAGGCAGAUCGCAAGUAUGAGGAGGUGGCCCGCAAGCUGGUGAUCAUUGAGGGUGACCUUGAGCGGACCGAGGAGCGGGCGGAGGUGACGGAGUCCAAGUGUGCUGAGCUGGAAGAGGAGCUUAAAAACGUGACAAAUAAUCUCAAGUCACUGGAGGCCCAGGCCGAGAAGGUAGGCUUGCCCUUUUCCCUGGUUAUUCCUUGUUCCUUUCAUUCCUUCUCUCCCCCCCCCCCCCCCCCCCCACCCCCUCCUUCUCUCUCAGUGGCUGCCUGGGCGCUUCACCUUCUAGGUCUCAAAGGAUCCGCCCGACACAACAAAAAGAUGAGCAACAGCUGCUUUACACUCUUACACAAGCUUUAA